This is a messenger RNA of Aquila chrysaetos chrysaetos, 2897 nucleotides long. It is a transcript of the gene WDR77, whose product is annotated as WD repeat domain 77. Gene Ontology annotation, molecular function: protein binding. NCBI's taxonomy places the organism in Eukaryota, Metazoa, Chordata, Aves, Accipitriformes, Accipitridae. The record is from RefSeq and is a predicted model, not a curated record. Gene Ontology annotation, biological process: oocyte axis specification. Gene Ontology annotation, cellular component: methylosome.
CGCGCGGCGCGGGAGCACGUGGGGGGCGCCGCCGGCCCCGCUCCCGCCGCCGCCAUGGAGGAGCCGCCGCCCGAGCAGCCCCCGCCGCCCCCGGCGGGCGGGGAGGACGCGUCUGCGUCCGGCCCCGAGUGGAACAUCCCGCCCAACGCGCCCGCCUGCAUGGAGCGGCACCUGGAGGGCGCGCAUUACCGCGCAGACGGGGCCCUGCUGCUGGGCGCCUCGGGGCUGAGCGGGCGCUGCUGGGCCGGCUCCCUCUGGGUCUUCGCCGACCCCCGCCGCGCCCCCAGCGAGGGCUUCUGCACCGCCGGCGUCCAGACCGAGGCGGGCGUCGCCGACCUGUGCUGGGUGGCUGACAGGGGCAUCCUGGUGGCCUCCGACUCCGGCGCCGUAGAGCUGUGGGAGCUGGACGAAAACGAAACGCUCAUUGUCAACAAGUUCUGUAAAUACGAGCAUGACGACAUCGUGAUGACGGUGGCCGUCCUGGCCAGCAGCACCCAGGCCGUCAGCGGCGGCAGGGACUUCUGCGUGAAGGUCUGGGACCUCCCACAGCAAACGGUGCUGCACUCCUACAGAGCUCACUCCGGUUCAGUGACAUGUGUGGCUUCCUGUCCUGGUAAGGACACUGUGUUCCUGUCCUGUGCUGAGGACAGCAGAACUUUACUCUGGGACACCAGAUGCCCCAAACCAGCUACUCGAAUUGUUUGCAGUGCCUGUAAUCACCUCCCUACCUCAGUCAUGUGGCAUCCACAGAAAAGUGACAUCUUUGCUUUGGGUGAUGAAAAUGGAACAGUUGCACUAGUAGACACAAAGAAUCCUGAUUCCGCCCUCAGCUCCACUGUGCAUGCCCGAAGUAUCACGGGGUUUGCAUUUUCUACACAUAGUUCACCCUUACUGGCUUCAAUCAGUGAAGACUGUUCAGUAGCUGUUCUUGAUUCAGACCUCUCAGAGCUGUUCAGAAACCGUUCUCAUCGAGACUUUGUAAAAGGCUUAUCGUGGUCUCCUUCAGACAAUGCCUUGCUCACUACAGUUGGAUGGGAUCAUCAGGUUUUGCAUCACACUGUCCCCAUACCAACUGGUGAAGGUUCUGGAGUCAACUGUGUAAAAGAAUAGUUUUCUAAACUCACGGUCCAAAUUCCUUCCUGGCAUUACUUUGAUUCCGCUGAAGUCAAAGGAGUGUGUGAACUGGAGCAGGUAUGGUCUGUUAUCUGCCUUGAAGCUUGUGACUAAGAAGGUUCCUGUAGUAGUUUUAAAUUAGCCAUAAGUUAGUUCAAACCAAGCUUUACCCUCUCCUCAGGAGCUGGCUUCACCUGUGAUAAGACUUCAGUAUUUUACCCAGAAAAAAAUUGACUUCAGGCACAGAGGAGGCUUGGAGAGAUGGGGCAUUAGGUAUAAUUUAAAAAAAAGGACAGACUUGAUUCCUCCCUUGCUUCUCCAAACCAUCCAUGGAAUUAAUUGAAACAUUUUCUGGGGGAGGUUAAAAACAACACCUCUUGUUAGUUGGAUGCAAGAGCCUCACCCUCGAGCAAAGAUCGUUGCUAUGUAAAUCAAUUCUUCCAGCCGAGUGGGAAGACAUGUUAGCAUCUAAAGACUAGAAGGGUUCCACUGUUGUCCUUAAUGCAGCAUGUGGUAUAGAGGGUUGGUCUUCAGUAUCUAUUGGUGUGGAUCCUAUGGUGAGCACUGUUUAUGCACUGGUAUUGGAAUACCAGUUCUUGGUGUGAGGAGUCUUGUAUGUUGUAUGAUAAGGAUCCCAGCUGCACCCCUGUAAUUAAACACCUUCGUGAUGACAUGUGUCAUAGUGAAAUACUGAGACCUGUGAUGCUCAACAUUGGCUUAGCAGCUGAGGCCAGCUCAAAGGGGCUGUUACUGUAGCAUGCUGAAAGCCAAGAGAAGUUAGCAGUUGCUACAAUCACCGUGUUUCAUCUCCUCUGUGCUGAAGACAACUUACUCAAAGACCGGUGAACAAAAGUUUAUGUAAGGGAAAAACUGGACUAAGGACUUCAGUUUUCAUUUGCUUGCUCCUAUAAACAGACUCUGCUUAGUGAUAAAUGAGAUUCCUUACACGCUUGUGAUGAGUGACUUUGUGCCGGCAACUGAGGGGACCAAGCAUUCCCAUAAUCCCCAAAACAGACUCCACAUAAUCCUUAGAAGUGUUUUUUUUGUAGUGUACCACAUACUUCUAAAAUUAAACUGUUUCCCUGGAACAUAUUUAACUGAAGAAAGUCAUUGCUCUGCAUGCAUUGCCGCUGCUCUAGGUAUGGCUUGGUCUGGCCUAAUAUUUCCUAGAUGGAAUAAAGCAGGUCCUGCCUAAUGAAACAAAAAAUACCAUUGAAAUGAAUGCCACUCCUGUUUCUUUAGCACAACAGCAUCACUAAAAUGUAUACCACUUCCACUGGGCUUAUCCCUGCAUAAACAUAGGUUUUAGUUGAUCCAAAUUGUGCAGAGCCUGCAAUUAAUUUUUAGGCAGACUAAGCUUUCCCAGGCUCUGUACUUUUCUCAUACUCUUUUUAAAAGUUUGUUUGCUGUUUUUUUAAUUCCUGUGUGAUACAGGUGUUUACAGAGCAAACUUACCGAUCUAGAGCAGCGUAUGACAAGGAAAAGGUAAAUGAUUAUAAAAACUGACAAGUUUACUCAAGUACCCCUCGAACAACAACAAAAAGUUACCUGUUACAGACCUCUGAUGGUGUUCUGAAAACUGGAACAGGUCUUGUGCUGUUUGUGAAAAAGUUGUCUUGGAAAAGUAGAAGACAGUUUUUAAAUAAAUCAUAGUUUUCAUUUGUAACUGGGUGUAAGUUUCACCAGGCCGCUUCUGUAGUAUUGAAGAGCCAGCUGAGAUAAUUCACACAGUUAAAGUGAAGUUGUGAUUUCAGUCCCUGAAAUUAAAACCGUUUUUAAAUAAA